AUGCAAAAGGCGCUUCUGGCGCUUAGUCUCGUCGCCGUGGGCGCGGAUGCUGCUGCAGUGCGCUUGGAGAAUGGAGCGAGUGCAUUCGAUUACAAGAACCAGAAAGUCCUUGGGGUCAACCUUGGUGGUUGGCUGGUGACCGAGCCAUGGAUCACACCUUCAAUUUACGAUAACGCUGGGAGUGCAGCUGUUGACGAAUGGACCUUGACUCAGAGCUUAGGCAGGAGUGAAGCCCAGUCCCGGCUUUCUGCUCACUGGAGCACGUUCAUCACGCAGGAUGACUUCAACCGAAUCGCCCAGGCUGGUCUCAACCACGUCCGGAUUCCUAUCGGCUACUGGGCCCUUGCGCCCAUUGAAGGCGAGCCUUACGUGUAUGGCCAACUAGAAUACCUUGACAAAGCCAUCACCUGGGCCCGAAGUGCCAAUCUCAAGGUCAUUCUCGAUCUGCAUGGCGCGCCGGGAUCCCAGAACGGGUUCGACAACAGCGGCUGUAAGGGCCCCGUGCACUGGCAGCAAGGGUCGACGGUGAACCAGACCCUGGUCGCAUUCAACGAGCUCGCCAAGCGCUACCUGCAGCAGUCGGACGUAGUCACGGCGAUCGAGGCGCUCAACGAGCCCAGCGUGCCGGGCGGGGUCAACCAGGACGGCCUCAAGCAGUACUAUUACAGCACGCUGGCGACGGUGCAGAGAACCAACCCAAACACGGCGCUCUGCCUGCACGACGGCUUCCUGGCCGUGGACUCGUGGAACGGCUUCAUGCAGAGCUCCAACGUCGUGAUGGACACGCACCACUACCACGUCUUCGACACGGGCCUCUUGGCCAUGGACAUCGACGCCCACGUCAAGACCGCCUGCGCCUUCGCCAACCAGCACCUGGUCACGACCGAUAAGCCCGCCCUCGUCGGCGAGUGGACCGGCGCCCUCACCGACUGCGCCAAGUACCUGAACGGGAAGGGCGUCGCCGCCCGCUACGACGGCACCUACGCCUCCAACAGCGCCGCCAUCGGCAGUUGCGCCGGCCGCUCCACCGGCACCGCCGCCGGCCUCUCCGCCGACGAGCGCACCAACACCCGCCGCUUCAUCGAGGCCCAGCUCGACGCCUUCGAGAAGAAGUCCGGCUGGAUCUUCUGGACCUGGAAGACCGAGGGCGCCCCCGGCUGGGACAUGCGCGAUCUGCUGGCCGAGGGCUUGUUCCCCAGCCCAUUGUCCGAUAGGCAGUAUCCCGGCCAGUGCUCCUGA
Messenger RNA from Aspergillus homomorphus CBS 101889, 1239 nucleotides. It is a transcript of the gene exg1, whose product is annotated as glucan 1,3-beta-glucosidase. Gene Ontology annotation, molecular function: glucan exo-1,3-beta-glucosidase activity. NCBI's taxonomy places the organism in Eukaryota, Fungi, Ascomycota, Eurotiomycetes, Eurotiales, Aspergillaceae. Bases 1 to 1239 code for a protein of 412 amino acids. The transcript has 3 exons. The record is from RefSeq and is a predicted model, not a curated record. Gene Ontology annotation, cellular component: extracellular region; cell surface. Gene Ontology annotation, biological process: glucan catabolic process.